Molecule: messenger RNA, 1190 nt
Organism: Strongylocentrotus purpuratus (purple sea urchin)
Lineage: Eukaryota; Metazoa; Echinodermata; Echinoidea; Camarodonta; Strongylocentrotidae
Exons: 6
Coding region: 108-1190 (360 amino acids)
Source: RefSeq, a predicted model, not a curated record
AGAACAUCUGAAAAUGGCAAUCCCUUUGUUUUAAUCAAUAUGUAGAUGUUCCUGAAUAUGAGUGGAGUCGCUUUGAUGGAACCCUCUACUAUAUCUCUCAAUCCUCGAUGACGUCAUAUACGUUUGCUAGAAGGUUCUGCCAGGCUCAAGGAGGGGAUCUUGCCCAGCCUAAAACAGAGGAAAUCAAUAUGCAUCUCAUGAAGCUGGCUGGAGGAAACUCGUACUGGUUUGGACUCGAUGAUAGCAGUCCGGAGGGCACGUUCCAAUGGAUUGAUGGCACUCCACUCGACAAUAAUGUAUUUCCUGCUUGGUCGAAUGGUGAUGCAACCCUAUUUCAGAGUGAGCGAUGUGUUCAUAAACAGGUUAAUAAUGGAUGGAGAAAGCUACCAUGUACAUCCUACCUCAGGUUCGCAUGUGAAAAAGCUCCGAGUCCACGCCCAAUCCUUCCCAUACGCAUAAUAGCAGCUACUCCAUCACCCUACGGAGGGGGACUGCUGGAUGCGUCAUUUAUCUGUCUACUCGGCUCAGAGAAUGAAGAGAUUCUCACAUUGUCCACCAGAAGACUCGUCCGUCUGACCGAGACUAUAACUUUCGAUAGUUACACAGCUCCAGGAUACAGCAAUGUUGUACCAUCUGUAGUAUUAAGGCAUACUCUUCCAGCUACUAUGGAGGGCUUGGGAUUCUUCGAGUGUUCAGCGGUGACAGCCAGUAGAAUGACAUCUGUUCCUCUUGCCAUUCUUCUUUCUACCCGUGAAUUGCAACCCAUUGAUGGUCGGUUUACAAAGACAGUACACGUUGGAGAUGAUAUCACACUCAGUGUGAUGAGCACGACAGGGAUGGUAGGUGAAGGCGGUAUAAGAUGGCGGAAAUUCACUGAUGUAGACUGGGCUGAUUCACUCAUUGGAAUGAGUUCUGGUAGUCUAUCACACACAAUCCAAUCUGCAUCUGUCUCAGACGCCGGUGUGUAUGUGACUUACGCGGAUGGAGCGGUGGAACAACUUCCAUCCAGCUUCAUAAGACUCAUCGUGAAGGAAUGUCCUUAUGGCCGAUGGAAUCCACCAUUAUGCGAUCGUUUGUGUGAUAGUUGUUAUAAUGGAGGUGUAUGCCACGAACUCUCAGGAACAUGCAUCUGUCCUCCUGGUUUUGCUGGAAAGAACUGCCUUCAAGGUAUACUGAUGAUAUACAAAUAA